AUGAUAUUUCGUUUCUUACUAGUCAUCUCCAUAAGCACUUUUAGUGUGUUCGGAACUUCAAUAUACUAUUUAUCUCAACAUUGUCAUGAUAUACCAGGAUUGACAAUAAAACGAUUAUAUUUCGAAUUAACUGGAGCUGUAAUCUAUUCUCAUCCAAAUUAUGCUCAACUAUAUGAAAAUAUUCAUAAAAAUAUACGUCAUUCAAAAUCAAAAUCAAACUUAUUUAAACAAAACAAUAAAACUAAUAUUAAUAAUCAUAAAAAAUCGAUUAAAUUACCAAAUAAAUUUGUAACAGUUAAUGAAACUAAUUUUCCACAAUCGUAUACUUCUCAUAAACAUCGAAAAAACCAUCUAAAUUCAACAGUAAUAACGACAACAACAACAAUGACAACAAAGGUGUUAAAACAAUCAACUGAAACUGUAACAAAUCGUAAUCAAUUAGAGAACAACCUUGAUCAUAAGUAUCCAGUUAAUUUUAGUUGUGAAAUUUAUGUUCAUUCACGUGUUAAUUCACGUAUUAUGAUAAGAUUUCAAUCAUUCUAUAUACCAUCACAACAGCAUUUAUUAUGUGAUGAAAACUAUCUAUAUUUAUUUGAUUCAAAUACACCACAGUAUCGUGCUAUGGCAGAAGCCGGUGGUGAAAGAGGUCUUUGUCAGCAUCAUUUUCCUACACAACCAAUUUUCACAACAAAAUCAUUUGUUACAAUUGUAUUCAGAUCAACAACAUUCUCAUCAUCUUCAUCAAUGGAUAUGGAACCUGGCUUCAAAUUAAUACUUACAGCAAUAACUGAUGCAAAAUCUGCAGGUGUUUGUGAAAAUAAUGAAUUCUUUUGUGGACAUAUAUCAGUGGAACCAUCUCAGUUAUCAAAUAUGCACAGAAACAAACGUUUAAUAACCAAUAUACUAAACUCAUCUGAUAAAAAAAACUAUUCCACUGAUAUUCAGCCAAUAACUACUAAACACAUUUUACAAAACAUUGUUCAAAAUAAUUUAUCAAAAGUUAAAUCAGUCAAACUAAAACAACGUCGAUCAUCCAAACGUAAAGAUUAUGGUUAUUGUAUUUCAAGAUUACUUCAAUGUGAUAGUAUUGUACAUUGUCAUAAUGCAAGAGAUGAGUUACCUAGUUUACGAAUGAAUCCAUCAGAUUUACCUCGUCAAUUAUUACAUGCAUUAGUUGGUGCUUAUCUUACUCCUGCUGAUUUAAACAAUGUUGGUUGUACAGUAUAUAAAUUAAACAAUGAUCCACUUAUAAACAAUAAUAAUAAAUACGCAUUAGUCAAAAGUUUAUUUCCUAGCUCACAAAUGGAAAACAACAGAACAAAUUUACCACUUUUUUCCCAAUCAGCUCAACAGCUAACACACUGA
This is a messenger RNA of Schistosoma mattheei, 1365 nucleotides long. Lineage: Eukaryota; Metazoa; Platyhelminthes; Trematoda; Strigeidida; Schistosomatidae. The record is from the annotation of a GenBank genome assembly.